Molecule: messenger RNA, 3941 nt
Organism: Syngnathus acus (greater pipefish)
Lineage: Eukaryota; Metazoa; Chordata; Actinopteri; Syngnathiformes; Syngnathidae
Gene: rps6ka5
Product: ribosomal protein S6 kinase, polypeptide 5
Exons: 18
Coding region: 259-2691 (810 amino acids)
Biological process (GO): peptidyl-serine phosphorylation; regulation of DNA-templated transcription; intracellular signal transduction
Cellular component (GO): nucleus; cytoplasm
Molecular function (GO): calcium-dependent protein serine/threonine kinase activity; calcium/calmodulin-dependent protein kinase activity; ATP binding
Source: RefSeq, a predicted model, not a curated record
AGUAGUGUUUCCACGGGCUGACUGGCUGGCUGUGCUGGCUUCAUGUUGGCGGACCAAGUGGUAACGUUCUGCCCGCAUAUUUGUCACCGUACGGGAAUGUAAACAUGUCGGUGGCGUGUAUGAUAAAACCUUUAAGUUCGAAUCAAGGAUUAUUUUUUUAAUUUAUUUUUAAUUAUUUGCUUUUCGGCCAAUCGAGCCUCGCAGCCGAGCCGGGAACCACCGAGCUGAGCUGAAGUGGAGCCCAAAGAAAUCAUCAUAAUGCCAUCCCCGAAGGAGGGAUCGUCCAGAGAGAGCGACCUCUUUACGGUGAAACACGAGCUCAAGAACGCCAACCUGACGGGCCACCUGGAGCGGGUAGGAAUAGAAAACUUUGAGCUGCUGAAGGUGCUCGGCACCGGAGCGUACGGCAAAGUGUUCCUGGUGAGGAAGGUGAGCGGCCACGACACAGGCAAGCUGUACGCCAUGAAAGUCCUGAAGAAGGCCACCAUCGUGCAAAAGGCCAAGACGGCGGAGCACACGCGCAGCGAGCGUCAGGUGCUGGAGCACAUCCGCCAGUCGCCUUACCUGGUCACGCUCCACUACGCCUUCCAGACCGACACCAAGCUGCACCUCAUCCUCGAUUACGUCAAUGGCGGCGAACUCUUCACACAUUUGGUGCAGCGGGUGCGAUUCAAGGAGCAGGAAGUGGCGCUGUACAGCGGCGAGAUCGUGCUGGCACUGGAGCACCUCCACAAGCUCGGGAUUGUGUACCGCGACUUGAAGCUGGAAAACAUUUUGCUGGAUUCAAACGGUCACAUCGUCCUCACAGACUUUGGCCUCAGUAAAGAGUUUGACCAGGUGGAUCGAGCGUUUUCCGUGUGCGGAACUAUCGAGUACAUGGCUCCCGAGAUUGUGGAAGGAGGCGAGUCCGGACAUGACAAGGCGGUGGACUGGUGGAGUCUGGGUGUUUUGAUGUACGAGCUUCUGACCGGCGGCUCGCCCUUCACCGUCGACGGCGACGAGAACUCGCACACGGACAUCGCCAGGAGGAUUCUAAAAAAAGAUCCUCCUUUCCCCAAAGAUAUGGCGCCACUGGCCAAAGACAUCAUCCAGCGGCUGCUCACCAAAGACCCAGAGAAGAGGCUCGGCUCAGGUCCAAAUGGGAUGGAGAAUGUCAAGAAGCAUCCGUUUUACCAGAAAAUCAACUGGGAGGACCUGGCGGGCAAAAAGGUGCCCGCCCCGUUCAAACCGGUCAUCCGGGAUGAGCUGGACGUCAGCAACUUUGCGGAGGAGUUCACGGAGAUGGAACCCACCUACUCGCCCGCUGCUCUUCCGCAGAACUGUGACCGCAUCUUCCAGGGCUACUCCUUCAUGGCCCCCUCCAUCCUGUUCAAGAGGAACGCGGUGAUGGACGACCCCAUCCAGCUGUGCAGCGGCUCCGAGCGGCCCGGGUCAGUUGCAGUGGCCCGCAGCGCUAUGAUGAAGGACUCUCCUUUCUACACGAACUACGAGAUGGACCUUAAGGACAGCGCUCUGGGUGAGGGGAGCUUCUCCAUCUGCAGGCGCUGCACGCACAAGAAAACGGGGCAGAAAUAUGCCGUCAAGAUCGUCAGCAAGCGGAUGGAGGCACAGACUCAGCGGGAGAUGGCGGCUCUGAAGCUCUGCGACGGCCACCCAAACAUUGUCAAGUUGCACGAAAUUUACCAUGACCAGCUGCACACAUAUCUGGUCCUGGAGCUGCUCGGCGGAGGGGAGUUGCUGGAGCGCAUCCGGCGGAAGAGACACUUCAGCGAGACGGAGGCUAGUCGCAUCAUGCGCAAGCUGGUGUCCGCCGUCAGCCACAUGCACGACGUCGGCGUGGUGCACCGGGAUCUGAAACCGGAGAAUCUGCUCUUCACUGAUGAGAGCGAGAGCUCCGAGAUCAAAAUCAUCGACUUUGGCUUCGCUCGCCUCAAGCCGCCGGACAAUCAACUGCUCAAGACGCCCUGCUUCACCUUGCUGUACGCCGCGCCCGAGAUACUCAAGUAUGACGGCUACGACGAGUCGUGUGACCUGUGGAGUCUGGGCGUCAUUCUGUAUACAAUGCUGUCCGGCCAGGUGCCUUUCCAGUGUCAGGAGCAGAGUCUGACCCACACCAGCGCCGAGGAGAUCAUGAAGAAAAUCAAACAGGGAGACUUCUCCUUUGAGAGCGAAGCCUGGAGAAAUGUGUCGCAGCAGGCCAAAGAUCUCAUCCAAGAGCUGCUGACCGUGGACCCGAGCAAGCGGAUCAAGAUGUGCGGCCUCCGCUACAAUGCUUGGCUCCAGGACGACAGCCAGCUGUCUUCCAACCCGCUCAUGACGCCAGACAUCCUGGGCUCAUCCACCGCCUCGGUCCACACCUACGUCAAAGCUACCUUUAACGCUUUCAACAAAUGCAAGCGGGAAGGCUUUCGCCUGCAGACGGUGGACAAAGCGCCGUUGGCGAAGCGGCGCAAGAUGAAGAAGACCAGCACCAGCACCGAGACGCGCAGCAGCUCCGGCGAGAGCAGCCACUCCUCGUCCUCUUCGUCACAGUCGCAGGAGAAGAACUAUGCCGAGGGGGGUGACGGCAGCCACCGGCCCGCCGAGGGCACGCCGGGCACCACUCCGGUGGGCACACCCACCGGAACGGACCCGGGGCAGCAGCAAGAGCAGCCGGCGCCUCCCGCCUUUCACUUUUCCGACGGGAAGUGAUGACUAUCUUUUCUCCUUUUUUUUUUCUAUGCAUGGUCCAAAGGGAAAAGUCCGAGCCACGAGAGAGGAAAUGCCGACGCUCGGCCGCAUCGUGGGUCCACUUCUGUCGUCUUGGGCGAGUCACGUGGGGAACGGUAUUUAUACUCCAUUUGUACGGCAGAUUAUUCAUGAUGAGAUACCCUGUUAACUUAUUUACGACUCGGAUGAGGGAACGUGCGAAUACGGUGAAUCUUUUAAAAGAAAACUAUUUUGUGUACAGCAUCUAAGCUGGGAAAGACCCUUUUCCAAAAAGUAGUUUGUAGUCAAUGGAGGAUCCCUUUUUUAUAGAGAGCAUCAACGCUAACUCUUGUCAGUUAAGUUAGCAUCAGUGUGGCUGCAUUCCAAACGCUGCACUUAAAAUCAACUGAACGGAACGCUAUAUUUGUCCAUUCGCUACAAAACUACGGAGCCCCAGACAAGACAUGAUUCAGUAAACUGUGGCCACGAAUUAGGUUUAACCUUCACACAACAAAAAUACUCGGGCACUAAAUUUCAAGUCACAUCUGGGGCUCUGUACAAAAAAUUUUGCUAGGCCACACGAUCUCAUCGCAGCAGAUGUGUGCUAAAAGUCCCAAAGCAGGCGGCUCAAAUCGUCCGUUCACUUCCUGUUUGUGCUGAUUUAUAAAAUAAAUGUGCCAAAAAAUAGCAAUUACAUUUUCAAACUGCAGAUCAGUAGGUGUCGUUUAUUUAUUUAUUCUUUCAUCAGAAAUCUUAGAAAUGUAGCAUGUUCCGUGAGCAUGAGCGUAGUACCUCCAUGAGGCAACAGUCACCUACUGAAAAAUAAAGAAUUUUCAUGUGCGUUUACAAAAUCAGCUAUUUUACACAAGUUACGUAGAUGUGAAAGUUGAUAUUGCUAUUGUUGCCAACUUCAGUUAGCUCAACGCAAGGACUGACGGCUUUAAUUAGCGCAACAUAAGGACUGACUGGUGAAAAAAAUAUCUCCCUGCCUCAGAGAUUUUAGUGGUCCGAAAAUGUUUAUGGAUUUUUCAGUUUCACACCCUGAUCCAGUUUGGAUGCGGUGGUGUGAUUUUGUGACUGCACGCGACAUGACAUGAUGCGACACAAUGCCGCACGACUUCCCAUAGCAUACUUGCUAAACCCAAGACGUUUUUGCCAAGUCGGCCACAUUUAUCACAAUGUGGCUUUGAGGCCAACUUGAUUAGUUAGAUUCAAGCUCAUGAGAACGUUGACUCAACACAACUGUACCGAAA